Mesitornis unicolor (brown roatelo) is the source of this 1223-nucleotide messenger RNA. RefSeq names its product disintegrin and metalloproteinase domain-containing protein 19-like. NCBI's taxonomy places the organism in Eukaryota, Metazoa, Chordata, Aves, Mesitornithiformes, Mesitornithidae. The transcript is spliced from 10 exons. The annotation marks the transcript as partial. The record is from RefSeq and is a predicted model, not a curated record.
GUGCCUGGCCAGCCCCAGACGCCUGUUUCCAGGAUGUGAAUAUGGCUGGCAACACCUACGGCAACUGCGGCAAAGACAGCCAGGGACGCUACGUGAAAUGCGACAAGAGGGAUGCGAUGUGUGGCAAGAUCCAGUGCCAGAGUUCUGCUAAGAAGCCCCAGGGGACCAACACCGUCUCCAUCGACACCACCAUCCGCUUCAAUGGGCGGGAGGUGAAGUGCAGGGGCACCUACAUGUACACUGCGAAGGACGACGAGGAAGACCUCUCUGACCCCGGGCUGGUGAUGACAGGGACGAAAUGUGGAGAUGGGAUGGUUUGCAAAGAUCGCCGGUGCCAGAAUGCCUCCCUUUUUGAGCUGGAAAAGUGCGUUUCCCGGUGCAACGGCCAUGGGGUCUGCAACAGCAACAAGAACUGCCACUGCGAUGCUGGCUGGGCUCCCCCCUACUGUGAGAAGCCGGGCUUGGGCGGCAGCGUGGACAGUGGCCCCGUGCAGCGCGACAAUCACGUAACCAUCUUAAUAUCCCUCCUGCUCAUCUUCCUGCUCUUCCUCCCGGUCCUGAUGAUGAGCAUCUACUAUUGGUACCGGCAGGAGAACUCGAUCCUGAAUAAAUGGAUAAAGGAGAUGAGGAGGAGGAGCCAGGAGACAUACAGGAGCAAAACCAUCAGUCGAAAGUCAACCGGUGGCCAUCCCAAAGCUGCUUUCGUCUUGCGCAAUGUUUCCACCUCCAGCCCCACUACUAAAGCCACACGGGCUGGAAUCCCCCGCAAACCCAGCACUCACCAGCCCGGCUCCCAGCCCAUCAACGUUGUCCACCCUCUUCGCCCGGCUCCUCACUCCAUCCCUCCGCGACCAAGAGAACCCAAACCUGCCAGGCCACCUCCACCAGUCACCAAAUCGCCCAUGGUCCCCACCAAGACUGUUGUCUCCCAAGCUAAGCUGCCUCCUCCAAAGAGACCUCUUCCCUGCAGCCCUGUGAGGACGCCGCUGGUCACCUCAAAGCACCAGCCCCCACGUCGACCGCUGCCUGGAAGUCCUCUUCUGGCCAAAGAGCUGCCUUCUGCACAUGGACAGACCCUGCUGGUCAUGGUCCCUCCUACCAACUUCAAGGCAUCGGGGACAAGUGCCAUGAGCCACCCCACAAGGCCAUUAAAACCGAUGCCACCUCAAAGGCCAGUCCCAGCCAUCAAAGUCCAAUCAACCUCCUUCCUCUUGAAGAAGUGA